Lathyrus sativus (Indian pea) is the source of this 285-nucleotide messenger RNA. The record is from the annotation of a GenBank genome assembly. NCBI's taxonomy places the organism in Eukaryota, Viridiplantae, Streptophyta, Magnoliopsida, Fabales, Fabaceae.
AUGAUGAUUUCUUGGAAUGUAAGAGGGAUAAAUAACUCAGGAAAGUGUCAGGAGGUUGUCUCCCUCCUCAAACAAAUGGACCCUAAAAUUGCUAUUCCAUUAAAAACUAGAGUUAAACCCCAAAUUGCUUUAAAAGUUAGGAAUAAGUCUGGCCAAAAGUGGAAAAUGAUUGAUAACUAUUCCAAGCACAAUAAUGGGAGAAUAUGGAUAUUAUGCGAUGAGACUAGAAUAAAGGUGACUACCCAUACCAUGUCUACCCAAUUUAUUUAUUGUAUUGUUUACUGA